GCGUUUUGUUGCAGAUUUAUACGUAGUAGUUACGUUUUGUUACACCUCAAAAGUUGUGGUAGUUACGAUGCUAUGGAUGUGAGCCAUAGCGGAGUUCAACAUUGUGCUUUGAUACGAAAAUGGCUGAUGUCUCAAAUAAUGAACGCAAAGUGAAGUUUACUAAAAACGGGAAAAUCGUUAAAAGACGUCUAAGGAAUCCAGAAGAAUGGCACAAACAAAAGCAAAAGCGGCUAAGAAUAGCAGGCUUACAAUAUAUAAACGCAAACGGAAAAGUGGUACCACCAAAACGGCCGGGUCCCGACUGCAACUGUCGAAGACAAUGCUUUCAGAAGGUCCCUGAAGAUAUUAGACUAAAGACAUUUCAAGGCUUCUACUCAAUGAAAACUCACGACGAACAAAAUGCUUAUUUGUUUGGACUUAUGAGACAAGUCGAUGUUAAGAGAAAAAGAGUUAAAUCCAGUAGCCGUCGUACUUGCACGUUUGAAUACUUCGUUAGAGUUAAGGGGAGGGAGACACAGGUGUGCCAAACAGCUUUUAAAAAUAUUCAUGCCAUAACAGAAAGAAAAGUCAGAGUUCUUUGCAAGAAAAUGGAUGACGGCGUCAUGUUUCCUAGUGAUAACCGUGGUAAAAAUAGUCACCGCCGCACUGGAGAAGUUCGGCUGCCGUCAGGAAUGUUAGAUCAAAUAAGAAAUCACAUUUAUUCUAUUGUUCACACACAUCGACUAAAAGAUUUUAUCAGAUUGGACAAAAUUGCAGGAUUGGAAAUUAACAUUUCAAAAAUGUGGAAAGAUUACAUUAAGACUUUUGAUCCAGACAACAUAUCAGCUACUAUGCCUAGAUCUAAAAGAAACAUGGAGCUUGUCCCACAAGUGGAGCAACCCCAACAGGAAACUCAAGUUCCACAAGAGACUUUGGCUCCUAUUGCCUAUCCAGGAAGUGGUCACCUGGUAAAUAUAGCUGAAAACUAUUUCCAAAACCAGUAUCAGACAGCAACAUUGACAACAGGCACAGCAACUAAUUUCUACCAAACACCUAAUGGGGGACAAAGCAUGGGCAUUUUACUUCAGUCUGCUGCCCCAAGACCAACACAGCCUACUACAGCCUUUAUUGUGUUGCAAGCUAAACCUGAGCCUCAACAACACUCCACUAUUACAAUAGACAACCCUUACACACACACUACAACCACUGAAAUGAUACAUCAUCAUGUUGACACAAAACCAGAAAAGAAAGUAAAGAAAGAAAAGAAAAGAGGUCCUAUGGUUAAACAGUGGAGGUACACUAAUAUAUUCCAUGAUGAAAUUAAUGGAGCUGCAUUGGCAGCUAUUAAAACUAGACUAGGGAUGUACUAUGCUGAGAGUGAUGCUGCUCGCAAAAAGGCCAAGCAAGCUCGGCCUGCAGAAGUGGUUCAAACACAACCUCCUCCAGAACAAGUUCCUCAAAUGAGACAAACACACACAGUAACAAUAUACACAUAAAACAUGGCCUAUCAGAAAGUAUUGCAUUGUAAGAAUUGUUGGGACUGAAUAAUUUUGUGCAAGCUUUACUUGAAAGUAUUCCGCUUUAUAUAAAAGUAAAUGCAGUUCUAAUAUGAAAAUGUACAAUGCAACCAUAAUCUUAAAUCAAUUUCAGAAUU
Molecule: messenger RNA, 1633 nt
Organism: Spodoptera exigua (beet armyworm)
Lineage: Eukaryota; Metazoa; Arthropoda; Insecta; Lepidoptera; Noctuidae
Source: the annotation of a GenBank genome assembly